This is a messenger RNA of Cuculus canorus (common cuckoo), 4684 nucleotides long. It is a transcript of the gene TNNI3K, whose product is annotated as TNNI3 interacting kinase. Gene Ontology annotation, molecular function: RNA polymerase II-specific DNA-binding transcription factor binding; ATP binding; protein kinase activity. The record is from RefSeq and is a predicted model, not a curated record. The transcript is spliced from 25 exons. The coding region runs from base 66 to 2573 and encodes 835 amino acids. Lineage: Eukaryota; Metazoa; Chordata; Aves; Cuculiformes; Cuculidae. Gene Ontology annotation, cellular component: ciliary inversin compartment; nucleus. Gene Ontology annotation, biological process: protein phosphorylation; protein localization to ciliary inversin compartment; regulation of transcription by RNA polymerase II.
UGCUCUUGAACAAGGAAUCAUAUUGCUGCAAGAACUUGCUGAAACAAAGAAGAUACGUUGGACAAAUGGGAAAUUAUAAAUCUAGACCAACCCAAACUUGCACUGAUGAGUGGAAGAAGAAAGUUAGUGAAUCAUAUGCUAUAAUCAUAGAACGUUUAGAAGAUGACCUGCAAAUCAAAGAAAAGGAGCUGACAGAACUGAAGCAUGUUUUUAGCUCUGAUGAAGCCUUCUGCAAAGUCAAUUUAAAUUACCGCACAGAAAAUGGGCUCUCUCUUCUUCAUUUAUGUUGCAUAUGCGGGGGUAACAAAUCACAUAUUAGAACUCUUAUGCUGAAAGGACUGCGCCCAUCCAGAUUAACAAGAAAUGGAUUUACAGCUCUGCACUUGGCAGCUUAUAAGGACAACACAGAAUUGCUAACUGCAUUGCUGCAUGGUGGAGCUGACAUUCAGCAAGUUGGGUAUGGAGCCUUGACAGCCCUUCACAUUGCCACAAUCGCUGGUCAUCAUAAGGCUGUUGAGAUUCUUUUGCAACAUGGAGCUUAUGUAAAUGUUCAGGAUGCAGUUUUUUUCACCCCAUUGCAUAUUGCUGCAUAUUACGGCCAUGAACAGGUAACCCACCUCUUACUGAAGUUCGGAGCUGAUGUGAAUGCAAGUGGUGAAGUGGGAGACAGGCCUCUCCAUUUGGCUUCUGCCAAAGGCUUUCUCAACAUUACAAAGCUCUUGAUGGAAGAGGGGAGCAAAGCUGAUGUGAAUGCUCAGGACAAUGAAGAUCAUGUUCCUCUGCACUUCUGCUGUCGAUUUGGACACCACGAAAUUGUGAAGUUCUUACUUCAGAGCAGCUUUGAAGUCCAGCCCCACGUGGUGAAUAUCUAUGGAGACACACCUUUGCACCUUGCAUGUUACAACGGAAAGUUUGAAGUUGUCAAGGAAAUAAUUCAGCUCUCAGGAACAGAAAGUCUCACGAAAGAAAAUAUAUUCAGUGAAACAGCUUUCCACAGUGCUUGCACUUAUGGAAAGAACAUAGAACUUGUAAAAUUUCUUCUUGACCAGAAUGUUGUAAGCAUUAAUCACCAGGGAAGAGAUGGACAUACAGGAUUACACUGUGCUUGCUACCAUGGUCAUAUUCGACUCGUACAGUUUUUACUGGAUAAUGGAGCUGAUAUGAAUCUUGUAGCUUGUGAUCCCAGCAGGUCCAGUGGAGAAAAGGAUGAGCAGACUUGUUUGAUGUGGGCUUAUGAGAAAGGUCAUGAUGCCAUUGUGACCCUUCUGAAGCAUUAUAAGAGACCUCAAGAUGAAUCACCCUGUAAUGAAUACUCACAGCCUGGAGGAGAUGGUUCCUAUGUGUCAGUUCCAUCCCCUCUAGGAAAGAUUAAAAGCAUGACUAAAGAAAAGGCAGAUGUUCUCCUCCUCCGUGCUGGUUUGCCAUCACAUUUCCAUCUUCAGCUCUCUGAAAUAGAGUUCCAUGAGAUUAUCGGCUCAGGGUCUUUUGGAAAAGUAUAUAAGGGACGAUGCAGAAAUAAAAUUGUCGCAAUCAAACGCUAUCGAGCCAAUACCUACUGCUCCAAAUCUGAUGUGGACAUGUUCUGCCGUGAAGUUUCCAUUCUCUGCCGACUGAAUCAUCCCUGUGUCAUCCAGUUUGUGGGAGCUUGCUUAGAUGACCCAAGUCAGUUUGCUAUCGUCACUCAGUAUAUUUCGGGAGGAUCGCUUUUCUCCCUGCUUCAUGAACAGAAGAGAAAUCUUGAUCUGCAGUCUAAGUUAAUCAUUGCUGUAGAUGUUGCCAAAGGCAUGGAGUACCUCCACAAUCUCACACAACCAAUCAUACAUCGUGAUUUGAACAGUCACAAUAUUCUCCUGUAUGAGGAUGGUCAUGCGGUUGUCGCUGAUUUUGGAGAAUCUAGAUUUUUGCAGUCCCUGGAUGAAGACAAUAUGACAAAACAACCUGGGAACCUACGCUGGAUGGCCCCUGAGGUGUUCACCCAGUGUACCAGGUACACUAUAAAAGCCGAUGUUUUCAGCUAUGCUUUGUGCCUCUGGGAACUAUUAACAGGUGAAAUUCCAUUUGCUCACCUGAAACCAGCAGCGGCAGCAGCUGACAUGGCAUACCACCACAUCCGCCCACCCAUUGGGUACUCCAUCCCCAAGCCCAUCUCUGCUCUGCUAAUGAGGGGCUGGAACGCCUGUCCUGAGGGAAGACCAGAAUUUUCAGAAGUAGUCACCAAAUUAGAAGAAUGUCUGUGCAAUAUCGAGUUAAUGUCUCCAGCCUCCAGCAACAGCAGCGGUUCUCUGUCUCCCUCCUCAUCUUCAGACUGUCUCGUUGCACGAGGAGGUCCUGGUCGUAGCCAUGUCGCAGCACUGCGUAGUCGGUUUGAGUUGGAAUAUGCCUUGAAUGCACGAGCUUAUGCUGUCUGGUCACAGAGCACUGGCCAACACCCUUCUCAGGGUCUGUCUUUGGAUGAUAUGAGAAGAAACUUCCAGUACCCACCAAUUGACAAAAACGGCUACGUGUCGGAUCCCAUGAGUACCAUGAGAUUCCAUUCCUGCAGCGGCAGUGGCAGCUUUGAAGAAAGCAGCUGAAAGCCUCAGCCCUCCACCUGUGGAGAGACUUGCCACCAACCAGCAGUAACAGCUCUCUCCGAUAAGCCCGGCUCCUGGGCACCAUGAGGGGUUCCUAAACUGAACGGCUUUAUUCGUUCAUGGCAAAUGUCCCUGUCAUAACUUCUGCUCUAGCAUCUUUCUCUGCUGUCCUGCAUGAGGGUGUAAGGGUUUUUGAUGGUAUGCAUAUGUUCCUUAACAAAGUGGAUGUCCACAAGGAAUGCUGCACUUACAUUUUGAGCAUUAAUAAUGAGAUCAAAUUAAAAUGCAUCUAUUAUAGUUUCAGAGCUCUGAGGCAAGUUCUCUUACCUUGGACCGCACUAAGGUGUGGGGCUAUCGGCCCCUCCUGACUGCUGGGUGCCAGACAGCUGCCAGUCCAGAUCCAUCAAGAAGAGGAGCAACCUGUUGCUCCCCACCACUAUCCAGGCCACUAUGGACACAAAGCUGUUCUUGCUCCCAGCUUCUGAACCAGCUCUACUUUCUUUUGUGAGUUCUCUGCAGUCCCAGGUGUGUCCCAUGUCUCAUUUUCUGCACCAUGGGCUCAGGCAGCUCCCGAGCAGAGUAGCCCAUGGCUUCAGAUCCAUGACCUAUGGAUGCUUUCCUGCUCACUGAGAAUAAAGAGAUGUUUGGAUGGCUGUUAUAACUGUAUUCUUCUAGACAUUUGUGUUUUCUUAUGACCUUUCUUGUUUUGGUUUGAGUGAUUGUUUUCCCCAAAGAGUGUAAGCUUUCAUUCAGUCAUUUCCUCACUAAAAGCAGUACAGGUACUGCAAAACAACUUUUAAACAGAAGGAAAAUAGGCAAAUCUAAAUCCCAAUCCAUAAAUGUUCAGUGCAGACAGGUAGAAUUGUGUCACAAAUGUGAUAAUCUUAAUGCAGUGCAAAGCUGCAUUUUUGACUCAAAGCAAACUGGCAGCAGAAGGCCAUUAGACACGAGUUUUGCUCCAAGGGCUGGGUGGCAAUGACCAGGCUUUGCACCAGCAAAGCUGAACCCUGGAAAGUAAAAAAAAAAUAUAAAAAGAGCUGGAGGAAACUCAAACUCUCGUCCUUGAAGCAAUUACAGAGUUAAUUGUACUCUUAUUUGCUGUAAUCUUUUCUCAAAUUAGCAAAAUUUAACUGCAAGCAAUCCUACUAUAAUAUUAUUCCCUGAGUUCAAAGGCACAACUGCUAUAUUGGCCAAGUGGAAAUCAGUGCUGCCAUGUGUUGCUCUCUGGAUAUUUUUCAGGAUAUUGGUCUCUUAGGACUACGAUCCCUGAAUCGAGGUCUGUGAUGAGGCAUCCCACAGUGUGACACAUGAACUAUAAAUGUGUAGUAGGCUCUCCCAACAGACAUCUUCUGCGCACACCAUUAAUUUCACAGUCCUGAAGCAAUGAAAAUGGGAAAGAUUUCACUUAGCAAGGCUUAGAGGUGUUUUUUAAUUUGUUUUGUUUCACUUGCUGAAAAAUCCAGUGAGAGGAAACUACAUCUCACUGUGACUGAAGUGUUGCUGUCAGCCCCCCGUAGCACCCAGCAGUUACCUUCUCCUGUGUUUGGUCCAUGUUUCAGUUCUGGUCUCAGCUGCAUGAGCAGUCACUGGGCUAAUGUAAAUGGUACAAUAAAUACACGGAGGGUCCUGGGAUGCAGCUCACUAGGGGACACAUCAGACCCUUUGUCAAAUCCCCCAACCCCCAUAAGAAGUGCAGCUGGGAAAAACAUCCCAUUGGUGCAAGUGGCCCUCAGUGAGCCUCCCAUCCUGCUUAUUUUUAGCACAAAGCAGAAAGCUCUAACUCUCCCAUCCUCACAAAAUGUCUCCGUAAACUCGAAAUCCCACCCAUGGCAGCCUUCUCACCCUGCAGUUGAGCCAGGUUUUUGUGACCAGAUAGCCCUCUCAGUUUAACACCUAACCACUGUGAAACUGAGGAAUUCAGGGCAGCAAAAUGAAGAGAGCAUUAGUACAGCCUCUGAAACUGACAUUUGUAAAUGGUGAGAUGGAAUGUCAACUGCCAUGUGUGAACACAAGAUUAACAACUAAGAUAACAAAAUAAAGUUCUCAGAAAUCACUGUUGGGCAAAAGCACUCUGAGGACAAAUCCUGAUGCUUCUCCAGCACUGAAUAAAG